Colossoma macropomum (tambaqui) is the source of this 7260-nucleotide messenger RNA. It is a transcript of the gene pcm1, whose product is annotated as pericentriolar material 1. Gene Ontology annotation, cellular component: centrosome; centriolar satellite; ciliary basal body. The coding region runs from base 179 to 6367 and encodes 2062 amino acids. The transcript has 40 exons. Gene Ontology annotation, biological process: intraciliary transport involved in cilium assembly; microtubule anchoring at centrosome; centrosome cycle. Lineage: Eukaryota; Metazoa; Chordata; Actinopteri; Characiformes; Serrasalmidae. The record is from RefSeq and is a predicted model, not a curated record.
CGGCUGUGCUGGGGAAGAUGGCGGCUGCGCAUCAGCUAUAAAGCUUGUUAUUGACACAAUUUGCGGAAUAUUUCCAGCUUAGCCAACUUCGUGUGGAAAUAUUCUUUUGGGGAUGCCCCGGAGUUCACACUGUACAACCGGAGAAUACAGAGGAUAUCCAAGGUACUGACUGGUUAAGAUGGCAACUGGCGGAGCUCCGUUUGAUGACUGCGCAGACGAGCAGGAGCUGCACAACUGGACCAUCGCCAACGGCAGUCUGGACGACAGGCUCAAUAACAUGGACUGGGGCGUGCAGCAGAAGAAGCCUAACCGCUCCUCUGAGAAGAACAGGAAGAAGCUCUCCGCCAUGUCCGAGAGCCGGCUGACCAAUGAUAUCUCUCCGGAGUCGACGCCAGGGGCGGGCCGCAGACGGGCCAGGACGCCCCACUCCUUCCCACACGUGAAAUACACUACACAGAUGUCCGUGCCCGACCAGGCCGAGCUCGACCGGCUACGCCAGCGGAUAAACUUCACCGACCUGGAUGAGCGGAGCAUCGGCAGCGACUCUCAGGGCCGCGUCACUGCAGCGAACAACCAGAGACAGCUGUCGUCUGAGACCAAGAAACCCUUUAAUUUAUCACUACACGUCAACACUAACAAGAGCAAGGAGCCCCCUGCCGCUGCGCCCACCACGCCGGUGGGUAAGGAGCCGAAGAAACUAAGCCCGGGGAAGGAUCUGUUUGCCCCGAUGCCCACCCUGCCCGUUAAGGAGCCUCGUGGGCUGGACCGAAACUCCGGGACCACCGUGGAGGAUCGUAGAGGAGAGCCAGUGAUCGACAGCAGCCAGGUGGUUAGCAAGCUGGUGCAAAUCCGCGAGUACAUCAGCAAGGCCAGCUCCAUGAGAGACGACCUGCUGGAGAAGAACGACGUUCCAGCCAACGUCGAGCGGCUCUCUCACCUCAUCACUCACCUGAAGGAGCAGGAGAAGUCCUACCUGCGCUUCCUGCAGAAAAUGCUGGCGAGAGAGAAUGAGGAAGAGGAGGAGGAGGAGGAUGAAGGUGCCACGGUGGACUCGGCGGUGGGCUCGGGCUCGAUGGCCGAGAGCACGUCUCUGAACUUAGAGCCGCGUUCCGAAGCCUCAGACGCCACCGGCUGUGGGAUGCGAGGGGAGCAGAAGGAGGAGCUGGAGAACCUGCGGAAGCAGCACGACCUCCUGCAGAAGAUGCUGCAGCAGCAGGAGCAGCUGCGGGCGCUGCAGGGCCGCCAGGCCGCUCUGCUCGCCAUGCAGCACAGCGCCGAGCACGCCAUCGCAGCUAUGGACGACACGGUCGUGACUGAGACUACAGGAAGCGUGUCCGGCAUCAGCAUCACUUCAGAACUUAACGAGGAGCUCAAUGACCUGAUCCGACGCUUCCACAACCAACUGCAUGACUCCCAGGCGGUCCCUGAUAACAGGCGUCAGGCUGAGAGUCUCUCUCUCUCCAGAGAGGUGUGCCGCUCUCGCACUACCCACAGUCCUCGGGGGCAGCUGCCACCCGCCGCCGCGUCCUCUGCUAGUGCCAAGCUCACUAAACUGCAGGAGCUCCAGGACAAGAAGCAGACAAUGGACAAGAUCCUACAGGAGCUCCAUUCACUCCGAGACCAGACGCUCAACAACAGCUCCUGCCGUGGCGCGUCUCAGCGAGCCGUGUGUGCAGGAGUAUCAGAGCGUCCGUCAGUGUUGGGGCGCGAAGGCAACAGCGCCAGUGCGGCGCGACAGGAUUCCUCCUCUUACGAUGACGACGGCCAUCCAGCUGACAAACUCAGGAAGCUGAAGGAGGUGCACAAGCGGCUGAACGAGCUGAGAGAGCUGGUUCAGUACUACGAGCAAACCUCCGACAUGAUGGUGGACGCGGUCAACGAGAAUGUAAACGACGAUGAGGAGGAAGCGACGGAGGAUGGGUCACUUUUCGAGGCGAUGUUUGACUCGGAGCAGGAGAACCGAGAGCCGGUCACCACCAUCAGGAACCCAGCCCAGCCACAGGCUGCAGGUAACUGGAUGGACAUGAACACUCUGACCAACGCCUGCAGCAGCUCCAACAACAGAGACGGACGUCUCAACUCUGAGUGUGAAAUUAACAACCGCUCUGCUACAAACCUGCGCAGCCUCAACAUCCCCUCGGCUAUUGAGUGUCAGUAUAACAGAGACGGCCCUUACAACGGCGCAAAGAACGGAAACGGUGAUGAAGACGAGGGCGAAGACGACGAUGGAGCUGAGGAUGAAGAUGGCGCGAGGCGAAGGAGGGACAGUUCGGGUUCAGGCUCGAGCCGCAGGAGCAGCAUCGCCGAGGACGCAGAGUUCGCUCAGAAGGUCCACCGCCUCCAUACGGCCAAGCAGAAACUCCGGCAGCUCCAGGAACUCGUCGCCAUGGUGCAGAGUGAUGAUACAGAUGGUACUGCGGCCAAUGAGGAUGAAGGCUUGCACCAGCAGCCCAACAACACCAGAGCAGCGGCACCCAAAGCCAAAAGAGAGCUUUCCCUCUCGGACAAGGCCAGGGAGAAGCUCUAUGAGGAGAAGCUGAGGCAGCAGCAGCAGGAGCUGAAGCAGCUUCAUGAAGAGAGACAGAGACUGAUGGAGAUUCAGGGAAAAAUACAGGACCUGCAGUGGGCCUGCCCUGAUUUACAGUCAUCGAUCUCCAGCAGCACCAGUGGUGCAAUGAUGAAGAAGCUCCCGGCUGCAGCCUCCACUCCGGCUCCUGCGCCUGUAACGGCCGCUUCUGCUGCCAAGAGCAACACAGCGGUCCUCAAACCCACGACUGAGCCUGCCCCAGUGGCGGUCACUGACAAUGAGCUGUGGUCGGAGAUGCGCAGGCACCAGGUGCUGAGGGAGGAGCUGAGGCAGCGGAGGAAGCACCUGGAGAGUCUAAUGGCGGAGCAGCAGAGGAGGAGCGCGCUCAGUGACUCCCCCUACAGAAGCGACAAGCACACUACACGCAACUACAGCCGUGACGAGAGGACCAUGGCAACAUGGGGUGGUUCCACACAGUGCCCCCUGGGUGAGGAAGAUGAUGAAGACUUCAUGUCUGAGCCUGGGGCAGAGGAGGAAGAGGAGGAUGAGGAAGAUGAGGGAGAAGAAACCAGCUCCAGUGAUGAUCUUCAGUCGUUCUCCAACAGAAAACAGCAAAGCUCCAGCAACAGGAAGAACAGAGACAGCGUGAAGGUUGUGGGUGAGCUGUCUGGUCGUCCCUCCCCCCGCCGCCCUCGGCCGCAGCACCGUCAGCAGAGCGAGAGGGAGGGGGCGUGUCCCAGAUCCGGAGCGAGGAGGCAGGAGAACCUGCGCUGGGCUGCCGAUCUCUCUGCCUCCGAGGGCACCACACACACUCACUGGCAGGAGCAGGUCACACAGCUGCAGAAACAGCUGGACUUCAGCACGGCCAUGUGCCAGACGCUGCUGCAGGACCAACAGACUCUAUCCUGCAUGCUACAGUCUGUGUUGACAGGGCCGUACAACGUGCUGCCGAGCAACCUGGCCUCCCCGCAGGUUCCUCUCAUCAUGCAUCAGCUCAACCAGUGCUACACACAACUCGCCUGGCAACAAAACAACGUCAACAGGCUGAAGCAAGUUCUCAGUGAGCUCCUCCGGCAGCAGCAGCAGUCGUCAGGGCAACAGCAACAGUCAUCGUCGUCAGGGCAACAGCAGCAUCAGACUGUAGCUCAGGAUUCUGUGUCUUCAUCUCUGUUUUUCCCUUUCCCUCCUCUGAACCCACUCGGCAUGUCUGGAAUUGCCAACUUCUCCCCGAUGUCUACUGGUUUCAACCUCUCUCCACUGUUCCCAUCAGCGGGGCCAGAGGUCCAGCAGACGUCCGGCGUUCAAGCCAGUCCGGAUCAGCAGCAUCACGACAUGUCCCUUAAAACAGAGUACAUGAGCUUCCCCCCGCCGCUGCAGAGGACUCCACUCAACAACGCUGACAAACGCUCUCAGAGUGAGCCUCAUGGCACCAGCUGGUUAAACUCCUCCCUAAACAGGUCAUGUGACCAGCGUGCUGCCGUCCCCACUGACCGCGGUCAGUCUCAGCUGGACUCUCCCUCGUUGUCUCCGGCCCCUCGCGCCCCCACCUACGCACCAGAGUCACAGGACUCUCUCAGCAGCCUGCCGGACCGGGCCGACCCCACCACAGUCACUAAAACAUUCAGACCGGGACGGAAGGCCUCAGCUCAGGCCAGCCUGGCCUCCAGAGACAAAACCCCUAAGAGCCGCCGCAGGAGGGGCAAGGGCCACAAAAACACGGCAGGUUUGGAGUCAGACAGUGCUUCAAGCGCCACAGAGUUUGGCCCGGAGAGGGAACGGGAGCGUUCCUCUCAGCCAAAACCUCGGGAUACGAACCAGAGCCUCCUGGACAAACUCACCCAGGAAAAACUGGACAGCAAAACCAAGAACAGCAAACACAACGACGUCUCUUCAGCGUAUGCUUGGAGAACUCCCUUCCUCUCUAACCGAAUCGCAUGCACAGAAGCUCCAGACGCCAGCAGUGAUUUCUCCCUGUUUGAGGCUCUGAGAGAGACCAUCUACUCUGAGGUGGCCACACUGAUCUCCCAGAACGAGUCUCGUCCUCACUUCCUCAUUGAGCUCUUCCACGAGCUGCAGCUGCUCAAUACCGACUACCUGCGCCAGAGGGCGCUGUACUCACUGCAGGAUAUCGUGACCAGGCACCUGACGGAGAAGAGUGUUGCGGAGGAACAGGGGUCGUCACUAGGCCCAGCAGUGUGGGCCGCAGGAUCACAGUCUGAACUCACUCCCAGCGAGAGCCUGGCCACUACUGAUAAUGACGUGUCCGAGAAGGAUGUGAGGGUGAACGUUGGGAAGAGCGCUCAAGAUGGAGAUUCGGUGGACAACGAGAGCCUGAUGUCCACGUCCUCCAACCUGGAGCCGUUUGCCAGCGAUGAUCUGGGCAACACAGUAAUUCACUUAGAUAAGGCUCUGGCCCGUAUGCGGGAGUUUGAGCGCAUGAAGCUAAAGGCGGAGUUUGCUGUCCCUAACGCUGAGCUUUCUAGUGCUGCUGCUGCUGCUGCUGCUGAUUCGGCUUUAACUGAAGGUCAGUCCUCUGCAGACGUGCGCUGUCCUCAGAUCGACACGCAGCAGCUGGACAGACAGAUCAAGGCCAUCAUGACUGAAGUCAUCCCCUUCCUGAAGGAGCACAUGGGGGAGGUGUGUUCUCCACAGCUGCUGACGUCAGUGAGGCGCAUGGUGCUGACGCUGACUCAGCAAAACGACGACAGCAAAGAGUUCAUGCGCUUCUUUCACCGACAGCUCGGAGGCAUCUUACAGGACUCUCUGAGUAAGUUUGUUGGCCGCACGCUGCAGGACUGCGGUGAAGACCUGCUGGUGGAAAUCUCCGAGAUCCUCUUCAACGAGUUGGCCUUCUUCAGGCUCAUGCAGGACAUUGACCAGAACACACACCGGCCCAAGAGACGCAGCGACCCCACACCACCAAAACACACCCCCACCACCACUGAGGUGAAGAAGUCUGGAGAAGCAGAAAAGACCUUUUCACCAUCGUAUUUCGACGAGGAUAAAGACCAGGAUGAGACUGAGCAGGGAGGAACGCCCCACAGCACUGAAGGAGAAAGGGAGCGAACGGAAGAGAAAGACAGACACAGCAGCGAAGCUUCAGAGGGGGAAGAGGAGGAGGAAGAGGACGAGGAUGAAGGAGAAGGCCUGCCUCUCUCCAUUAGCCUGUCGAAAGCAGAGACGCAGGCGUUGAAUAACUACGGCAGUGGGGAGGAUGAGAAUGAACUGGAGGAAGUGGAGGAGUUUGAAGCCGGACCUGUAGAAGUGCAGACUUCACUGCAGGCCUCAGACUGCACAACAGAUCAGACCCAGUGCAGUGGAGAUUUACCAAACGGAGCAGCUCAGGAGUCCAAAUCGGACCAGGAGAGCACAGAAAGCAACGAGGUUAAAAGCACUAAAUCGGAGUCCAUAGAGGUGAUGGACUCUCCGGAGGAGGAGCGGGAGGCGGGAGUCGCAGAAAUGGAGAGGAAGGAGGAUUCUGCUGCCCCUGCUGUCCCCUCAGGUCCAGAAGCCCCUUUAGCACAGGAGAGUGCUCAGGGGUUUGGGUCUGCCACUGCCAGCCCUCAGACAGACUCCCCUGUUAUGGUCAACGCUGAUGAGGUUGGAUCCGGGAACACUAGUCAGAAAUCAGACGAGGAGGAUUUCGUGAAGGUUGAAGACCUCCCUCUUCAGCUCUCAGUAAUGUGUGAGGAGGAGCUGCGUAAGCGGAUCACGGCUGAACAGAGGAACAAUAGCCUCUCUGUUGAGAUUCUGAAUGGGGCUGCGGAUGGAAUGACUGGACUUGUGGGCAACGCACACGGUCUCAAAGAGCCAGAAACCAUCGGAGCCCAAAGCGCGUGAAAACGGCCGUUUUUACAGCACGUCCUCGCAGUGACACUACAGAAGCAUCAUCUUCACUCUUAUCAAAUGUGAUUUAACUCUUCAAGACUUCAUCUUGGAACAUAAGUUCAGCCUAAGCCUUGCCGACGUAGAGCGCUGUUGCGUUUCAGUGGCGUUUAUCCAAGCUUAUUUUACCGGCUUACAGGUCAAGGCUCUGUAUGUAUUAGUUGAUUUUACGUUGAAUGUUUUAGAGCGGUUCUAGGAGACCUUCUUCGAAAAAGGCGAGUGAUUUUCACUCUGUUUUGCUCUUAUUUUCCUCUUCUCUUAAAGCCAAGCCUCACACUGGAAACACUUUUUACCGUCGCGGCGGGUCCUGUUACGAAACGUGAAGUUCGUUUAUCUCUUUCUUUCUCUCCCUCUGCGUUUCGUCCUUCCUUGGCAUGUUUUAUUUUUGUUUCUUUUAACUCUGUGCCUGACUAAACGGCCCCACAGCCUCCUAAAUAUGCACUUUGACCCCAAAAAAGCAGGUUAUAAACAUGAAGGCUUAAGGUCAGCUAGACGUUUAAGACCCUGAAAUCAGAUUGAGGUCGGUUAUUUUUUUUCUGGUCGUCUCUCAGAUUAGCUGAGGUGGAACGUGACCAUGAGCAGAAAGCUGGUUUUGGAGAGGAAACGUGAGCAACGAUCUCCGCUUCUUUCUCCUCUGUGUCCCAUGUGGGUGAUGUUUCGGCCUUAAUGCACUCUUUACUCUGUGUGUUCGCUCUUCAUUCUUACCUUUUCCUUUUUUUCCCUUUCUUUUUAAGUCUUUCUCAGUGCUUUUGGGUUCUCUCGCCCCGUUUGAUUGUUUUUUCUCGGAUGUUAACGUCGAGGUUUUAAGAAAAUUAAUAAAAUGUUCAUUUUUACCGUUUCCCUCUGAA